AGGACCCAGGAGCGGCGGGUGCGAGCACCGGCGGAGGCUGAGCGGGAGGCCGAGGCUCCGCGGGGAAGCUAGGCCUCGACACCGGGCCGUGGCCGCAGCAGCACGGACAUGAUGGGCCGAACGGUCUGACCCUGCGCCCCGGAGGGAGACUGAAAUGGCAAUGAAACCGGGAGACAGUGUGCUGCUCGUGGGAGAGGGCAACUUCUCCUUCUCGGCCUCCCUGUGUGAUCGCGUGUCCCGAGAUAUCCAGGUCGUGGCCACCUGCUAUGAAAGUGAAGAAACAAUAACCAAACACGAACAUGCUGCCAAUAAUAUCAACUGCCUGUUGGAGAAAGGAGCAGAGGCCCACUUUCUCGUGGACUGUACCAACAUCCAGGAAUGUCCGUCUUUAAGAAGCAGGCUUUUCGACAGAGUUAUCUUCAAUUUCCCACACUGUGGCAGGAAGGCUGGAGUGAAAAAAAAUAGAGAGCUAUUGGCAAAAUUUUUCAGGAGCUGUGCAGAGGUGGUAACUGCGACAGGUGACAUGCAGGUUACCCUGUGUCGGGGGCAGGGGGGGACUGGUGCCGACCAGCCCGCACGCCACUGGCACGACAGCUGGCAAAUCGUUGCCCAGGCCGCAGGAGCAGGGUUCAUCCUGAGUGAAGUGAACGCAUUUGACGCCACCUGUCACGGUGGCUACACCAGCACAGGUUACAGGAGUCAAGAUAAGUCCUUCCGUGUGGAUGGAGCGUUGACACAUGUCUUCACGAGAAGUUUGCCAAUUGAUAAGAUGAAGCCGUUUACAAUGGAAACUAUAAUUGGGAAUGAAUACUGUUCCUUCCGCAUCCCUGAAGAACUUGCUGAUAAAAUAAACAGGAAUUUUCUUCAGGAAGGUUCAAAUCACCCAGCGAACGUCAUUAAGGAUCUGUUGAAAAAGCGGAUUGCAGCCAAUGUAGCUGUUCAGGAACUGGAGGACCAGUUUCCUCUGCUAUUAGAAUAUCGUCCUGGAGACCCCCGCAUGGACUCUGAGGUUUGUCAGCCUGAGCUUUAUUUUGUUACCCGCUCAAACUGUGGGGCGGAUCAGUGCAGAUGCAGAGAUGGUCAAUGUUUUAGCAGACCCCCUUGCUGUGAAUGUUCAGUACCCAUGUCGAAUCUGAGCCAAGGAGACAAAAACGUGGACUGCAAGCUGCUAAACUGGGCUGAGGAUCCCGACUUGAGCAAGGUUUGCUGCAGGUACUGUUUCCGCCCCAGUCUGAUGGGAUACCUAGACAAAGUGCUGCAAAGACCAGACUUCAGAGCUGGAGUCAUCUAUACACUCAGCGGCACUGUUUUCAGGAAACGCCCGAUUACUCCACAAACCAUGCCUGCAUUCCAUGAGAUGGUGCUGGUUGGUGCUUUUAAUGACAAACGACAGCCAGAUUUCCCCCACCGAUUUAUGAGCUCUGUAGAGGACACCAUCACGUUCCUGGUGACGUCAACCUUGAGAACCAGCGGUUCAGAAAUCUCCCAGGUGGAUCAGAACUUGCAUCCAACUGUCCUGAUGGAGAAGACCAGUGGAAAAUGCUGGAAUAUUUAUAUUAAGGACAUGGUUCCGUCAGACUUUAUAAACAAUGCUCUUGGAAAGUUGGAUCUCUUUCCUGGUCAGCAGAUGGGUGGUGAGUUGAGCGUCUGUGUUGCUUCAAUAAACCUUGACCUGCUGUCCAUGGUGCUCUACCACAUACCUGACUGGAGGCUGCUUUGGACAUUCGACGAGCGCUUUUUAAACCAGCUGGGCGGGUCAGAAAUGAAACCUUUCCGUGAUUUCUCGCUCUACCCGCCCGUUUACACGCACGAUCUCAGUUUCUGGGCGGGCAGCGACGAGAGGCCAGACGAACUGGAGGUCCACGCUGUUGUGAGGCGGGUCAGCAGAGAGACGGUCAGACGUAUGAUACUGAUCGACAGUUUCUGUCAACCUCACACUGAGCGGAGAAGCCGCUGUUACAGGUUGACGUACCAGUCGUGUGACCGAGCCCUCUCGUACAGACAAGCGCUGCAAAUGCAGCUGGAUCUCCGCGAGGAACUGCAGAAAGCGUUCCAAAUAACUCUCCGAUAACGCCCUUCCACCGGCAUUUACGUUUUCCACCUUAGUGCAGCACAAUGGCGCAGUGGCGGAGUUGCUGCCUCACAUCGCCGGAGACACUGUGCAGGAGUAGCUCAUUCGGCCCUUCGAGCCUGCACCGCCAUUCAAUAUGAUCAUGGCUGAUCAUCCAACUCAGUAU
Messenger RNA from Amblyraja radiata (thorny skate), 2237 nucleotides. It is a transcript of the gene fdxacb1, whose product is annotated as ferredoxin-fold anticodon binding domain containing 1. Bases 155 to 2071 code for a protein of 638 amino acids. NCBI's taxonomy places the organism in Eukaryota, Metazoa, Chordata, Chondrichthyes, Rajiformes, Rajidae. The transcript has 6 exons. Gene Ontology annotation, cellular component: cytoplasm. The record is from RefSeq and is a predicted model, not a curated record. Gene Ontology annotation, biological process: rRNA base methylation. Gene Ontology annotation, molecular function: rRNA (uridine-N3-)-methyltransferase activity.